Messenger RNA from Emericellopsis cladophorae, 1377 nucleotides. RefSeq names its product Protein farnesyltransferase subunit beta-like protein. The transcript is spliced from 5 exons. The coding region runs from base 1 to 1377 and encodes 458 amino acids. The record is from RefSeq and is a predicted model, not a curated record. Gene Ontology annotation, molecular function: protein farnesyltransferase activity. Lineage: Eukaryota; Fungi; Ascomycota; Sordariomycetes; Hypocreales; Bionectriaceae. Gene Ontology annotation, cellular component: protein farnesyltransferase complex. Gene Ontology annotation, biological process: protein farnesylation.
AUGAAAUCUCAAGCGCAUCACAAGCGAUCACGUCCAAAGGCCAUCUUCAUCCGCAAAUAUCCCAGCAAGAAGACGAACAACAGCAACAGCAACAGCAACAGCAAAUGCACGAUGGCCGCCACGGCUUCUCAAACAAGCGCCGCGCAGAACGCUGCUUACGACAUCCCGGAGCUGUACAGGAUGCGUCCUGCCGUGGUUGACGCGCUCGAGACUGACUCGUCCGCCAUGCAGCAGGACACGAUUGAGGAAUGCCUCCCCUUCCUGCUGGGCGAGGAGGAUCUAGGUCCUCGCAAUGUCCACGGUAUCCCUCUCUUGGACAAGCAGCGCCACCUCAAUUUCCUUCGGAAGCAGCUAGGUCCUCUUCCGGGCGCGUUCAUGGCAGCUGACCCGAGCCGACCUUGGUUCUUCUACUGGUGUCUGGCUGCCAUGUCACUUCUCGGUGAAGAUGUGGCAUUCUAUCGCGAGAAGCUUGUGGAGACGGUGCGCCCUAUGCAGAACGCGACGGGUGGCUUUGCGGGUGGACAGGGCCAGAUGUCGCAUCUUGCCACCACGUAUGCAACGAUCCUGUCGUUGGCGCUGGUCGGCGGGGAGGCGGCCUACGAUGUGGUGGACAGAAAGAGCAUGUGGCACUGGCUCGGCUCGUUGAAGCAGCCGGACGGAGGCUUCCAAAUGGCCAUUGGAGGCGAAGAGGAUGUGAGAGGGGCGUAUUGUCAAACGUACGAAGGCGGUAUAUCGGCCAAGCCCUCAGUCGAAGCGCACGGGGCGUACGCUUUCUGUGCGCUUGGUUGCUUGAGCAUCAUCGAUUCCCCGCAUAGGGGCAUCCCACGCCAUCUCGACCUUCCGCGACUCAUUUCGUGGCUGUCAUCACGCCAGUAUGCCCCCGAAGGAGGCUUCUCUGGUCGCACAAAUAAAUUGGUAGACGGGUGCUACAGCCACUGGGUCGGUGGAUGCUGGCCCCUGAUCGAGGCCAGCAUCAGCGGCCCGCAAGAGGGGUUCGCGGCCGAAGCUGCGACCCCGGCGACGGAGGCACGUAGCUUGUUCAGUCGAAACGGGCUCAUCCGGUACAUUUUGUGCUGCUGCCAGGACCUGUCGAAGCGGGGAGGCAUGAGAGACAAGCCCAGCAAAAACUCGGAUGCGUAUCAUUCAUGCUACGUUCUCUCUGGGCUGAGCCUGGCUCAGCACAAGUGGACGAUGAAGUCUGCUCGCCUGGACGCAACUGUCUUGGGGUCCGACGAGUGGGUUGUGACGCCCUAUCUGGAGGGACAGCAGAUUUUUAGCGAGGACGACCGGCUAGCCACAACUCAUCCAGUGUACGUGAUCCCCCAGCAUAAGGCAGACGAUAUCAGGGACUACUUUGUGAACAAGGCCGGGUUCUAA